This is a messenger RNA of Drosophila miranda, 1340 nucleotides long. RefSeq lists its product as uncharacterized. The coding region runs from base 473 to 1258 and encodes 261 amino acids. Lineage: Eukaryota; Metazoa; Arthropoda; Insecta; Diptera; Drosophilidae. The transcript is spliced from 5 exons. The record is from RefSeq and is a predicted model, not a curated record.
GUAAGUGUUUUUGUCGUGUCUGUGGCUGUGAUAAUUUUGUUAAAUAAUUGAGUAUGCAAUAUAAAGUCGCAUUAAACGUAAAGAUAUUUAAUACAUACUACAUACAGUGAUGUGCCUGCCGCAAGAUAUAUGUACAUAUGUUUGGCCAUACAUAUGUAUGUGCCUCUUUACAUAUUUAACAAUACCUAUGAAAGUGACUAUAUGGGGACAGGUACGUGCUCAGUCGUUGUGCUAGAAUGAUUUUCUUUCCUCACUUUUCAUAAAUACGUAAAUAAUAUGCACAUCAUAGUGCUUGCUUGACAAAUUGUAAAAUGAACAAAUUGCAUGAUUUCUUGAGCAAAGUAUAUAAAUAGUAGAGAUGGUCUCUCUGAAAACACCAGUUUGGAGCGGGGCUUACAACAGAUUGUAGCCACAGACACAACGACACAACAAAUUGGAACCGCUAAAGGAUACUAUACCAUUCAAGAGCAUUAUGAAUGUAAAUUGCGUCGUAAUUCUGCAGAUCCUUUGCAUGACGGUUAUACUAAGUAAUACGAGCGCCAUACCCAAAUAUGACGAAAGUCAAAAAUUCCAUUCUGAAAAAAUGCAGCGUAAUCGAUCAUACUACAACGAUAAUAAGACACAGCUGAAUGAGCCGCAGACAGCCUCAACUAAAGAUAGACUUGAACGGCUGGGAUACACGACAGGCUACGGCUCUUUAAAUGGAUAUCCUGGUGGUACAGGACUAUCAGCGUAUAAUCCCAUAAAACUGGAUCUCGGUGGCGUAGUGUUGGGCACGCUGGUCGGCAUUGGUGCCAUUAUACUAAUACCCAAAAUUCUGUCGGCUUUUCAUGGUGGUUACGGAGGAUAUGGACGAAGUGAGGAUAAUGAUCUUACGUCUCUCAGCACAAUGAUAAGCAAAAUUGACGAUGUACUGAGUCAGAAUAAUAUUGAUUCUACCAGCUGCAUGCAGCGCACAGUUUGCGGGUAUGUUCGAUCAACUGAAUAUAACAUGAAGGGUGGAUCCUCGGACCAAAUGGACGAAUUUAUUCAUAUGCUUUCAGAAAAUGUAUUGGUGGACUACCUUUUGGAUGGGACGGCUAUAAAAGAGGCAUUGGAAAUUGGAAAGCGCGAAAACGAUAAACCAUGCGAAGAAGUGUACUCCAAUUGCCCUUUGGACAGUAAAUCCGCGUCAAAUAUUCUUCUAAAGCUUCUUCCUAAGAAAAACUCACACGGAAAGCGGACACCUGCUGUGAUUUUCGGAGAAAAGAAAGCAUAGCCAAUAUGAUUGGAUUUUUAAUAAGUUUUUUAUUUUUAGCAUAUUACAGGAACCAUUACAAAAAAUUAUUCCAUUAACAAAA